Molecule: messenger RNA, 2873 nt
Organism: Austrofundulus limnaeus
Lineage: Eukaryota; Metazoa; Chordata; Actinopteri; Cyprinodontiformes; Rivulidae
Gene: pax10
Product: paired box 10
Exons: 8
Coding region: 372-1223 (283 amino acids)
Biological process (GO): anatomical structure development; regulation of transcription by RNA polymerase II
Molecular function (GO): RNA polymerase II cis-regulatory region sequence-specific DNA binding; DNA-binding transcription factor activity, RNA polymerase II-specific
Source: RefSeq, a predicted model, not a curated record
AGUGCCCGCAGACGCAUUUCUCUCCAGAGCCCCCUCUCCUCCCUCUUUCACUCUAUCUCACCCUGUCCAACUCUCUUCAUCUUCCUCCUACUCUCUCCUUUACACACGCACACACAUACACACACAUACACACAUACACACGGUAUUGUCAACAAAGCUUGAGAACGAGGGACGUUGGGGGAAUAAAGGUCCACAGAGGAAGAGAGUAACUUGCGGUGAUUUACCUGGACACUCGGAGGCAGCGAGGAGCCGAGGUGACGGUAAACAGAGGCGAGCACACACACACACACACACAUACAUACACACACACACACACACGCCGGACUGGACCUCCUUUCAUUUCCACACAUGUUGGUCUGGACGCUCGUAGCAUGUAUGAGAAGUUAACCAUGCUGAACCUGCAGAGCGGCUCAAACUGGAGCGGCCCUAACAACUGGUACCAUGACCACACCGGCGUUCAGACGCAACACAACUCAGUGUCCGAGGGCUGCAUGCUGGACACAGAGGGCAGCAUGGGGGGAGAAGCAGGAGGAGGAGGAUCGGGCAGAGGAGGAGGAGGAGUCCCUGUGGAGCGGGACGAAGGUGAGGAGUCUCAGCUGAGGCUGCAGCUCAAGAGGAAGCUGCAGAGGAACCGGACCAGCUUCACACAGGAGCAGAUCGAGGCUCUGGAGAAAGAGUUUGAACGGACACAUUACCCAGAUGUUUUUGCCAGGGAGAGACUAGCAAACAAGAUUGAUUUACCUGAGGCCAGGAUACAGGUGUGGUUUUCAAACCGAAGAGCAAAGUGGAGGAGGGAGGAGAAGCUGCGCAACCAACGGAGGUCAGGCAGUGUCACCUCCUGUUCUCAGAGCCAGGCCCCUCUGAGCACCUCCUUCAACACUUCAGUGUAUCAUCAGCAGCACGGCAGCAGCUCAGGGUCCAUGUUGAGUCAGGCUGAGUCGUCUCUGCCCAGCUACAGCUCGCUGUCUGUUUUCUCAUCCGGAGUCCAGUCCAUUCCUCCCCAGUCAGCCUCCUCGUACUCCUGCAUGCUGCCUCCAUCACCUUCUGCUCCGCGCAGCUUUGACUCAUCAGCGUACUCCUCCCCUCACCUGCAGACUCCGCCAACAGCCAACUCCAACACAGGACUCAUAUCACCUGGGGUUUCAGUGCCAGUCCAGGUCCCAGGCACAGAGCCGCAGAGCAUGGGUCAGAACCUGGGCCAGUACUGGGCCAGACUACAGUGAGCUCCAGACAAUUGCUGACUAACAAAAGAAGAGAGGAGGGGAGAGGGCACGUAAAUGUUGUGUCGAGAAAACAAUAUUUGAAGAUGGGUUUUAAGGAAGCACAGGUUUGAGCUGCAGGGGCACCUUGAUGGGUUGAAGACCCCAAAAGUAUUAAAUGUUUACAAACUCAGCCAAGAGCAGCUUUGGUUUCACUUAAUAGUACUCUGGACAUACUGGUAUUGUCUUAGUUUGCACUAAUUCUUUUGAACAGUAAGAUGAUUUUAAGUCUGAAGUGAAGAUUAAGAUAAAUCUGAGGUGAGCUUAAGAUUUAAAGAGUCUGAAUUAGAUGGGAUUUGAUCACAAAAAUCAGAGGAAAAUAGAGAUACAUGCUUAUAUUUAUGUCCACAUCCUUAAACCCUCAAGCUCAACUGAAAACCCCAAAAAGCUGCAAAAAUUUAGAAUUUUCUUUUACCUUUUGGGUGGCUUUAAGGUUCAAAUUAACUUUACAUUCAAGAAAACUUUUGAAAAUUCAUGUUUUUGAAUAAAUAUAUAUCUUGUAAGUUUAUCUAAAAUUUGAUCCUUAAAAACAUCUAAUGCGGUUUUGAAGCAUGAAGUGAAGUGAAGUGAAACUCAACUUUCUGCUGACACACAUUAAGCCAAACUUCAGGAUAUGAAUCACUGCUCUGCCACACAAACUGAGUGAACGCCAGCAGAUGUUGGGUGUACUGUGAAGUGUAACCACAGUGUCCUGUUACUUGAGCAGCUUAAUGAUAUUAACGAUAGCUAACUUUGAUCCCUGAACAUAAGCUGCGGCACGACUGUGAAGAUUUUAGACUCGCUCAUGACAAUCACUUGUACUAAAAUUGUACUGACAAUUUUGAGAUAAAACUUGUAAAUCCUGCCCAUCCCGACUGCACUACGACCACAUAUUUUUGUUCAGACAUCUGUGUUUUAAGAAGGUAACUGCGGACAACAGUCUGAUGUUAUUAAAGGAGAGGACAUGGGCUCCACUCACAAAGCACAGGUUGAAUUUGUCAGAAUCAUGAGAUUGGUGGGUCAACUGUGUCUAAGACGAGGCUACAAUACAUUAACUACAGUAAAGCUAUUUAUUUUCUUUAUAUUUUAUAGAAAUGUGGACAAAUGUUUUAUAAAGUCAAUCAAAAACAGUAACAGCCUCAGAAGGAUGAGUGAAUGAGAAGCUCAGAUUGACCAAUUUCUGUUUUUGUAAAACCACUAAAGACACUUUUUCAUCAGCAAGUGACAAUCAAAAAUCCUUGCAUGCAGAAUAGAAGGAUUAAAAAGCAAACAUUUGUAGGGCUGACAAUCAGACUGGGAGGAAAACGAGCACUGUAUAAAAUGUGAAAUUACUGCAAAUGACCAAAAGAUGGCUCUGCAGACAAUCAGCUACUCACAGAGACGMAUCAGAUGUACAGAGGUUCGUUAUUUGGAGAGUUUUAAAUUCUGCUCACCUUCCUCUUAUUAUUGGUUCUGUUGAUGCAUCUCAUAGAAAACUUUUAUUUAUAUGUCUUUAAAUUUGUUCACGACAGUCGCUUGUGUUGUUUUUGUUGUUGUCAUGUGUUGUGUUAGCACUGCGUAGAUACCAAGAGUCAACCCUUUUGUGAAGGAUUUGGAACCCUUUAGUGAAAAUAAAACUUGUGUGUCUAAAAGCUG